AUGUCCGCUCGCGCGGGAAACCGAGUGUCGAUACCGUUCAGUCCGUCCCGACUGAAGUUGCUGGCGCAAGUGGAGCUCGGUCUGGACGGCGAUGCAGUGACAGCAGCUGACUGGCAGCUCUUUCUGGUUGUCGAGUGCCUCGAUCUUGACGGCGGCAGCACGCCAGGCGAACUGCGCGGGGCGUCGUCAUGGGUCCUUCAUCCGUUAGGCCAGGAAUCAUCCCACGCCACGCUCGAGCUCCGCCAGAAGCGGCAGUUGCAGGAUAACACGGGCCAGGUCGGCUGCGUCGGCGCAAUCUUAUUGCGGCCGUUCCGGCGUCUCGACACUCCACCGAUCUUACGAGCAAGCACGGUGUCCACACACCACAGUGGGAGUCUCCACGCUGGACUCCGAACCUCCACGCCGAACCCAGCCUUGGAUAUCCAGCGGUUGCAGCAGCAAGACGACAGCUGGGUACCACGUAACGGCGAGCUCGCUUUGCGGCACCCGCUCGCUUUAACUGGUCCCAAGGCCGCUGUUGGCCCGCAGACCGGGCGAGGCGUGUUGCGCUGGAUUCGCGAGUACUUGUCAAGCGUGGCGCUGGCGGGGACGGAAUUUUUCCUUUGCCCGUCGUCGGCGAGAGAUGCUGCUGCUGCCUCGGCUCGACUGGCAAGACCGCAAAAGGAACCCAUGUCGCCGAGCGACAACUCUAGCGGCAUCGCGUGGAGCCACGCCGCCGUUGCCGUUGGCCAGGGCGGACUUACUCCGUGCAUGAGACAAGCUCUCUCGACGCGAGAGGACGAGCGCCAAGAUCCAGCGAGUCGACCUGGGCCGACAACGUAUCGCCGCCGAUAA
This is a messenger RNA of Phytophthora sojae, 834 nucleotides long. RefSeq lists its product as hypothetical. NCBI's taxonomy places the organism in Eukaryota, Oomycota, Peronosporomycetes, Peronosporales, Peronosporaceae. Bases 1 to 834 code for a protein of 277 amino acids. The record is from RefSeq and is a predicted model, not a curated record. The transcript has 4 exons.